UUAUGCUAAAGACUAAGGUUUAUUACGCCAUAAAGAGAUGAAAAUCAAAGUGAAUAAAACAUUUUGUGUGUACAUGGGAUCCACCACUUCAAGUGCUAAAGUCACAUGAUGAUGUUAUUUGUGUUUCUGAUAAGAUGUAUGAAACACUUAUCAUAACUUUAAUUUACUUCUCAUUUUUAUUUUUUGCAAGCAAGCUAGCAGUGAAAAACCAAAGAUUUACUGUUGUUUGGAAUGUACCCUCGGAGAUUUGUUAUAAAAAGUACAACAUUGAUCUUAAUCUUUCAAACUUCAGAAUCGUCACGAACGAGAAUACCUCGUUUAGAGGAGAAGAAGUAGUUUUAUUUUAUGAACCACUUCCGGGAUUGUAUCCAAAGUAUUUUCCUAAUGGGUCAGCAUUAAAUGGAGGGAUCCCACAAAAAGUUCCAUUCAAAGAACACUUCAAAAAGGCAGCAGAGGACAUUGAAGUUUUUGUUCCCUCUAAACACUUUGAUGGAAAGGGGGUGAUUGACUGGGAGAGCUGGCGACCUAUAUACGAAAGAAAUACAUAUGAACCAGAUAAGUUGAUUUAUAUGAAGGAAUCGAAGCAACUAGUGCAGACAUUACAUCCAAAGUGGAACUCUUCAGUGGUGAACAAAAUGGCGAAGCAAAUGUUCGAAAAAUCAGCCAGAGAGUUGAUGGAAAAUACGUUGAGAAAAGCCAUAGAAUUACGCCCGAAUGGCUUAUGGGGUUUCUAUGGAUUCCCAAGAUGUUUUAACUUCAAGACUAACGAAAGUUCCUGUCAGAAGGAUACCAUUCACUACAAUGACCAAUUGAAGUGGUUAUUCAGUGCCAGUACAGCUUUGUACCCCUCUAUCUACCUGUCGUCAAAAUUUCCCUCCUCCCCCAGUCGCCAGAGGAGAGUGCAGGGUAUUCUGAACGAAACUCUACGAGUUCAUGCACAGUAUUCCACUGCCAAUACUCCAAUGUACUCUUACAGCACAUACAGAUUCACGGACACCAACGACUUUUAUAUUGCGGAAGACAUCAUGGCUACCAUAGGUCAGUCAUUUGAUGCAGGAAUGGAUGGGGUAUUGUUAUGGGACACUAGCAAGAACUUUAAGACGCGGGGAAAUUGUGAGUCUCUCCAAGAAUACAUUAAUUCAACACUUGGCCCACUCGUGAAAUCAGUUAUUGAUUUUGCUGAAAAAUGCAGUGCUGUAUUGUGUAAAGGUCAUGGUACAUGUGUACGUAAUUCAUGGGCAUCAGCAUCCGGAUUACAGGCAUUGACCCAGAGAAAGGUGUUUGAUUUUGAAAAUUACAAGUGUCGUUGUAUUUCAGGAUGGGAGGGUACCCAUUGUGAGAAACCUAUUAUCAUAUUUAGACUUACAAUGUGUCGGUGGUCAGCGGUUUUUGUGUUGUUUUCGGUAGUUGGUGGUGCUAUUUGGAAACCGCGUGUGUCUGAUACGUGGCAAUGGGAACUUAGUUCCGGACAUAUUGAUACAUCAGUGAACGCUCAUGUCUUCGAUAUUGAUUUGUUUGAUGUCGAUCAGAGUACGAUUGAUAAACUUCACAGCAUGGGGCGAAAAGUGAUUUGUUACUUUUCUGCUGGAAGUUAUGAAAACUGGCGUCAAGACAAGACCUAGUUCCCUUCGGAUGUCCUCGGUAACAAUCUGGAGGAUUGGGAGGGUGAAAAAUGGCUGGACAUUCGUGAUGACAGAGUAAAAGCUAUCAUGCGAAAACGUCUUGACAAGGCUGCCUCACGAAGGUGUGAUGGUGUGGAACCGGACAAUGUAGAUGGGUACUCUAACAACAACGGACUGGGUCUGACGGCAAGCGAUCAGCUGACCUACAACAAGUGGCUGGCAAGUGAGGCGCACUCCCGGAGUCUAUCAGUUGGCCUGAAGAACGAUGUGGAUCAAAUUGCUUCCCUUGUCAGCCAUUUUGAUUGGGCUCUAAAUGAAGAAUGUGUCCAUUACAACGAAUGCAAUAAAUAUCAACCAUUCUUCGAUGCUGGGAAGGCAGUGUUUCACGUGGAGUAUGUUGAUAGCCAUAGUCAGGGGAGUCAUAAACGAAAUCAGGUCUGCCAUUCCAGUCACCGCCCUCGUCAACUUAUCACUCUCAUCAAGGACUGGGAUCUCACAAAAUGGCGACUCACUUGUUGAAUUAAAACCUUUAAAAAU
Messenger RNA from Saccostrea cuccullata (small rock oyster), 2159 nucleotides. RefSeq names its product hyaluronidase 1-like. Gene Ontology annotation, molecular function: hyalurononglucosaminidase activity. The transcript has 10 exons. The record is from RefSeq and is a predicted model, not a curated record. NCBI's taxonomy places the organism in Eukaryota, Metazoa, Mollusca, Bivalvia, Ostreida, Ostreidae. Gene Ontology annotation, biological process: hyaluronan catabolic process; carbohydrate metabolic process.